AUGGUUGCGCGCGGCUGUUGGGGGCCCCUGCGUGACCCCGCCGUGCAUGCGACACUUUGUUUGUCGCCGUCUUGCCCAACAGAGGACGACGCGAAACUGCGGCCGAGUCCAGGGGUCGAGUGUGGAUCCCUGGCGAGCCGGGGAGGCGGCGGCGGCGACUACAGUGGAGCGAUUGUGCGGCGGAGAGGAGGAACCGCAGCCGGUUCCCAGAACGAGCAACGCGCGACUUCUCCCCUCGAGCUGCCAAACGGCGCUCGGAGCCAAGAGCGACGCCUCUCCACCACCGCCGCCGCCGCCUUCAUUCCGCGCCGCUCGCAGACCCCACCAGCGGACCGGCCGACCAUGAGGGCGGGCGCGCCGCCUCUGCUCGCAGCGAUGUUGGCGUGGGCGGCCGCGGGGGCGACCGCGGCGGUGGCGGCGGCCAAGGAGGGCCCCGACUGGGGAGUCGCGGGGCUACCGCCGCUGUGGCCUUCCGUGCCGGAGCUGUGGCGCGAGGGGCCGGCGUCGACGCCGCAGGUCGAGCUGGACCCCUGGAGCUACCUGCACCGCAUGGCCAUGUACAAGGCUCUGCUCGCUCGCACCGCGCCCCGCAUGGAGGCGCUGGGGCCCAACAACACGGGGAACCUGCUGUGGGGCCUCGCCAUGCAGCACGGCUGGCAGAUGGCUUCAGGCCGCCUGGAGGAACCCCUGAACGCCACCGUCCCCUGCAACCGCACGGGGGGCCUAGGUCCCUGCAUCUCCCCGCGCAGCUGGUGGGGAAGUAUGAACUAUUACCUAUCCGUGCUUCCCUACCUCGCUGCGGCGGACGCCGGCCUCUUUGGGGAGGGGCGAGCGGCGCGGCUCAGGGUGGCCCAAGCGAGCGAGUGGCCCGAGGAAUACUGCACCAGCGCAGCCUCCUGCUCCCUGGCUGCCCCGGCUGCCAUGGCCGCCUGGAAGGACUUCUUUGAGUACGUGAACAGAUCCGACAAGGCCGACCGGACCAACGCGAAGGAGGAGGAGAUGCUGCGCUAUCUCUGGAGCGCCCACCAGGCAUCGCUGGAGGAAGCUCUCCCACGGUUUUCCUCAAGGCUGGCCUUCCUGCCAGGACCGGAGGCCACGUUUGGCCAGGACUGGGCCGCCAUGGUGGUGUUCGUGGCAGCACUGCAAUUCCCGACAAACCAGGAGGCGACUCGCCGCUUUCAGAUGCUGCUGCCCCCCCGGGUCCUCCGAGUCGGUGACUCUCCCCCCGAUGUGGCUGACCUCAGCCCCCAGGCCAACCGGGCCCUGCAGGCCUUCAGUCGACUUCGGUGGGCGAACGACCUUGUCGGUGGCCUCUUGGACAAGAUGUUUCGUGACGUCGUGUGCAGGAAGGAGGACCGCCAGGAGGUCCUCGAAGCUGUGGAGAAACUCCUGGCUGACGACGAAGUCCACGCACUGCCGGGUCUGGUGCUGAGCGUGGCAAGCAGCGCCGUGUUUUCGGCUCUGCGCGGCCACCACGCGCCUUGCUCUCCCGCGCGACCUCGCCCAUAGAGUCGGACGAUUUACUCCGAAGAGAGGAGGAAAUUCGAAAAUGUUGAAGCACGUGCCCGCUCUGUAUAGUGCGGACAUUAAUCGAAGCGAAUUAUAAACGCCGCUAAGCUGAACCUGUCCUUAAGUAGCACAUUUUCUUAAAUCAGAAUGCACAAUUACAACCUCUCACCCACCAUGUGUCCAUUCACGUCUCUUUAAGAAAUGAUUCGUGAUAAAGGAUUAUAGACAUCUAGUAACCUAAACUCUGUCCACUCAGCAGUAUGAGCACACCACACGUUGACCGGCAGGUCACGGGUAGUGGAAGAGUAGGCCAACCUACCCUCUGGAGCGUCUCUUCUAGAGCUUCCUAUAUUGGAGGGCCUUCUCACAGGAGUGGCGUGGGCAAUUCAUUUCAGGGCUGCACCUUUACGAGUGUCUCUCAUAAACAUUGAUUCACGAAUAAUUAAUGAGUAAUAAAAGAUCAUACACAUUGUCACGUAA
Molecule: messenger RNA, 1989 nt
Organism: Petromyzon marinus (sea lamprey)
Lineage: Eukaryota; Metazoa; Chordata; Hyperoartia; Petromyzontiformes; Petromyzontidae
Gene: C23H6orf58
Product: chromosome 23 C6orf58 homolog
Source: RefSeq, a predicted model, not a curated record